UCGUUGAAUACUAUUAGGACAUGUAGCGCGUUUUGUUACGCUUCUGUAGCGGAGUUAGCAUUAAUAGUUACGUGGACGUCGUGUAGGCAACAUGAGUCGAGUGUUCUAUAUCGCAUUUGCACUUGUAUGUGCUCUGUGUUGUUCUGCGCCGUGCCUUGGCGUCUCCUUCGAGAACUGCGGUUCAACAUUGGGUAAAUUCACGGCAGUAUCGGUUUCGGGAUGCCAGGCGACGGACGAAAAAUGUGUUUUGGUGCGUGGUACUAAUGCAUCUAUAUCUAUCACAUUUGUACCAAAUGAAGAUGUUUCGCAUGUCACUGCACGUGUAUAUGGCAUAAUGAUGACUGUCCCAAUACCUUUUCCAUUAGAUAAACCUGAUGUAUGUAAAGAUCCUGACGAUGGAGUCAAUUGUCCUUUGCAAGGGAAUCAAGAAUAUCAUUAUACAACCGCGUUGUUUGUGCAGAAAAAAUUCCCUUCGGUAAGCGUGGACAUAAAAUGGGAAUUUGUGGACUCGACAGGCAAAAAAAUCGUAUGCAUCCUAUUUCCAGCCAAAGUUAAAUAAUACGAGAUUUCAACAAUUCAAAGUUAAAAAAUCUUAUUAAAAGCGAUAUCUUGAUAUAAAGCGCUUUUUAUGCUAAUCUUUAGAUAAAAUACUUGAUGUAAUUUCAUUUUUUUACCUGUUUAAUAUCAAAUAUUAUUUUAUUAUAUUUUAUAUUAUUUUAUAAGGAAAAUAAACAAUAAUGAAAUGAAAUAGGUUUGAAGAUGUCAUUUGUAUAUAUUUUACAAGUGUCAAAUUUUUUCACAACUAUGAGCUUGACAAAUCUCGAUAAAUGAAGAGUAAACAUUAAAUAUUGUUCUAACAUGUAUUAGUCCUUAAAUAUUGUUUUUGACGUUUCAUUAAGU
Messenger RNA from Linepithema humile (Argentine ant), 900 nucleotides. Its product is annotated as NPC intracellular cholesterol transporter 2 homolog a. Lineage: Eukaryota; Metazoa; Arthropoda; Insecta; Hymenoptera; Formicidae. Gene Ontology annotation, biological process: intracellular cholesterol transport. Gene Ontology annotation, molecular function: sterol binding. The record is from RefSeq and is a predicted model, not a curated record.